Entrophospora sp. SA101 is the source of this 1203-nucleotide messenger RNA. NCBI's taxonomy places the organism in Eukaryota, Fungi, Glomeromycota, Glomeromycetes, Entrophosporales, Entrophosporaceae. The record is from the annotation of a GenBank genome assembly.
AUGACUACCUCUCAUAGUGACUCGCCUUCUUCUUCUCACAAAGAUACUAAAGCAGAGCGACUUGCGUUUGAAGAAAAGGUUGUGAAUGAAGAAUACAAGAUUUGGAAGAAAAAUUCCCCGUUUCUUUAUGAUCUGGUUAUUACUCACGCACUUGACUGGCCUACGUUGACGUGUCAAUGGUUUCAAGAUAUUGAUAGACCUGAAGGGAAAAAUUAUUCAAUUCAACGAAUACUGAUUGGUACACAUACAUCAGAUAAUGAUCAAAAUUAUGUACAAAUUGCUCAUGUACAGCUACCAAAAACUGAUUCAUCUAUAGAUGUUCAAAAAUAUGAUGAAGAAAAAGGAGAGAUAGGUGGAUAUGGUAGUGGAGCAACAGAAAGUAAACUUACAAUAGUUCAAAAGAUUAACCAUGAUGGUGAGGUCAAUAGAGCACGAUACAUGCCACAAAAUCAAGACAUAAUUGCUACCAAGACAGCUAAAGGAGAUGUUUAUAUAUUUGAUCGAACAAAGCAUCCUUCUAAACCUGUUGCAGAUGGGAUAGCUCAUCCAGAGUUGAAAUUAAAGGGACACACGAAAGAAGGAUAUGGUUUAUCGUGGAACCCUUUCAAGGAUGGAAAUAUCAUUGAUGGAUCUGAAGAUAUGACAAUUUAUACCAAAACUAUGGAUCCAAUUCGUGUUUACAAAGGUCACGAAGCUUACGUUGAGGACGUUGCAUGGCAUCCAAUUAAUUCAAGCAUAUUUGCUUCUGUUGGCGAUGAUCAAAAACUCCUUGUCUGGGAUAUACGUUCAGAUAAAGAUGAUAAACCGGCAAAUUCAAUUAUUGCACAUCAAAGUGAAGUCAACACAUUGUCAUUCAAUCCGAAGAAUGAAUAUAUUUUAGUGACUGAAAUCGUUCAAGUUGAAUGGUCACCACAUGAUGAAACCAUUUUGGCUUCUGCAUCUGGUGAUAGAAGAGUUUGUAUUUGGGAUUUAAGUAGAAUCGGUGCUGAACAAACUGCUGAAGAUGCUGAAGAUGGACCUCCGGAAUUAUUGUAUAUGCAUGGUGGACAUACAAAUAAGAUUUCUGAUUUUAGUUGGAAUCCACAUAUACCAUGGGUUAUUGCUAGUUCUGCAGAAGACAAUAUCAUUCAAGUUUGGCAACCGUCAUCAAAUAUUUAUUCAAUUGACGAGAGAGAAAUUCCACCUGAAGAAUUAGAGGAUUAG